This is a messenger RNA of Siniperca chuatsi (mandarin fish), 12376 nucleotides long. RefSeq names its product ras responsive element binding protein 1a (gene rreb1a). Bases 1555 to 7416 code for a protein of 1953 amino acids. The transcript is spliced from 20 exons. NCBI's taxonomy places the organism in Eukaryota, Metazoa, Chordata, Actinopteri, Centrarchiformes, Sinipercidae. Gene Ontology annotation, cellular component: nucleus. Gene Ontology annotation, biological process: regulation of transcription by RNA polymerase II. The record is from RefSeq and is a predicted model, not a curated record. Gene Ontology annotation, molecular function: RNA polymerase II cis-regulatory region sequence-specific DNA binding; DNA-binding transcription activator activity, RNA polymerase II-specific.
UUACUUCUUUUUAUUUGGAACAUUUUAUACGUAUAUGCAUUAAUACAUUUACAUUUUACGUAUAAAUAAAGGAUAACUUUACUUUUGAAGAUGUUUGUGUGUGUAACAACACGUGGCCCUGUCAGCAGGUUUAUACUUUACAAUAAAGCUAACAAAAAGAACAUUUCAUCACACAUGCAGACUCAAGCGUGCCAGAUUCAAACAUGUGGCAUUGACUAAUUACUUUUUAGUUAUCAACCACAUUAUUGUUUUUAAGGCAUAAAGCUGCAGAGGUCCUUCAGUUUCCGGCGCUGAGAUGUGAAACUAAGCUUGUUGUUUUUCUCUGAUUCUAACUUUAAAACCCAAUAAUUCAUCAUUAACUUCAAAAGAAAGCUCCUUACUCCCCCAGCACCUCCCUACAAACAGUGGCAGCUUCUUCCAACCCCAAAAGGCCGACGGCUGGCAUCCUCUCUUCACUCCAAAAUCCCGCGAUAUCUCGCUCUGUCUCCCCCCCUCCUCCCCACGCUUCUUCACCCUCAAAUCUCGCGAUAGCUGCCCGUGCAGUGUGUAUGUGUGUGUGUGGCUUUUUGCACCUUAAACUCAGCGUUUAUUUGAGAAAACACACGUCUGUAGCUCGGCUGCGUAAAAAAAAAACAGUUAAAAGAAAAGUUAAAAAACUUUUUUUGUGCGGAGAGAGCGGCGGAUGAUGAAGAAGCGGAGGCUAAAACACGCUUAAAGUUACAUUUUAACUCCUGCGCAGCUUUAAUUUAAGCGUUCACUGCGCAGGUAAAUAAACGUUUAACAGCUGUCCUUGCUUUUAAAAGGUGAUGCGUUAACGGCUCGUUACCGGGAGGAGCACAGAAGAAGUAAUCCGGUAACGUGUGCGUAAAGAGAGAGAUGCUUGGUGGCCACGUCCCCUUGGAGACUGGAGAGACGACACGUGAUGAGCUUUACUUAUCGGGUUUAGAGGCAGAGACACGCCGAGAGAGAGAGAGGGGGGAGCCGGCCGGGAGUCCGGGGAGGAAUUAAAACUAAAUACAGCGCAGAAACCAACUUUCACCCCCCCUCCGCUUCAUCGACGAACUCCUUUCCUCGCGUUUUGUUUUUUCUUUCUUUCCUCCGGGAGAGGAGAGAGGAAGAGAAGCAGAGAGGAGGUGGAGGUGGAGGAGGGAGGGGUGGGGAGGAGGAGGAGGAGGAGGAGAAGCCGGAGUAAAGUUUGUCCAAGUUUGCACAUCCCUUCGGAAACGCCAUUUUGAUUCCUCUCCUCUCCGGAGCAAGUUUGCAGCCUCUCUCUCUCUCUCUCUCCCUUCUUUUUUUUUUUUUUUUUUUUUUUUUACUUCAUCCCCUUUAUCAUCCACCAUCACCGCCGUUCAUCAUCAUCAUCAUCAUCAUCAUCAUCAUCGCCCCCACCACCACCAUCGUCAUCCUCGCCACGAUGUCUCGGCGCAAGCAGCCCAACCCCAACAAAGUCAAGCUGUGAGCAGUGGUUGCAGACACACACACAACAAACCCCGCCCCCUCCCGCCCCGCCCCGAGACACGAGCGAGCGAACGUUUUACGAAAAGGACGGCAGUCAUGGAAAACUCCAUAGAGGAGCAGCGAGAGGAGAUAAACGAGGAAGAGUCGGAGCUAACAGAGGAGAAAACACACAAUAACCUCAAAGCAAUCAACGGAGUGAUGGAGGAGGCAGUGAGCGGAGGAGAGAAGCUACAGAAUGGAGACCGAGGAGGAGGAGGAGGAGGAGGAGGAGGAGGAAUCAUGGGAGCUGAAGGAGGAGGAGACCUGUCCUCCAUCAACGCCAUGAUGUCAGCUGUGAUGUCAGCAGCAGGGACCAUCAAUGGUGGAGGAGAUGGAGAAGGAGGGAGUGGAGUCACCUCAGCUAACUCCUCCGCCGGGCCCUCCCCGAGCCCCUCCCCCAGCAAGUCGCUCACGGCAGCCAUGAGAGCCCCGCCCAGCCGCAACGCUCGACGCAACCAGGACACCAAAGACGACAGCUCAGCUUUUAUCUGUCCGCUGUGUAACAAGAACUGUCAAACACAACACAGCCUCACCAUGCACAUCAGACAGCACAACGCUGACACCGGAGCGACGGACCACUCCUGCAGCAUCUGUGGGAAGUGCCUGAGCUCGGCCUCGUCGCUGGACAGACACAUGCUGGUCCACAGCGGGGAGAGACCCUACAAAUGUAACAUCUGUGGACAGACCUUCACCACCAACGGCAACAUGCACAGACAUAUGAAGAUCCACGAAAAGGACCCGGCCAGCGGUCUGCUCCCCGUCAGCCCCCCCUCCCCCACCAAACGCCGCCGUCCAUCCGUCAAGAGGAGGCAGGAGGAGGAGAACGGAGAGGAGCCACCCAGCAAGAAGGUGGUGGAGGACGCGGUGUCGGAGGAGUCGUCAGCGGUGGUUCAUGGAGCAGAGGAGGAGCUGCUGCCCUGUCCAAUCUGCUUCAAGACCUGCAGCUCAAGACUGGACCUGGACGCACACAUGGACGCACACCCCGACACCGCACUGAGGUGUGAUCUCUGCUGCCUGUCUUUCCGAACCCACCGCGGUUUGUUGCGUCACAACGCGGGGGUUCAUAAGCUGCUCCCUCAGGACCCCAGCGGCCACCCCUUCAUCCAGAACAACCCGUCAAUCCCCACCGGCUUCAACGACCUGGCCUUCAUAGACUUCUCCUGCAGGAAGUUCCCUCACAUCGCACAGGUUUGGUGUGAGACAAACCUUCGUCGCUGCAUCAGUAAGUUCCAUCGUUUCGUCUGUGAUUGCUGCGACAAGGCGUUCCCCCUUCGCUCUGCCCUGGACAUCCAUAAAACCGCCUCCCACCCCGAUAAACCCGCCGCCCCUGACACACAGGAAACGGAGGAUGAAGCAGAGGACGCAGCUGCAGAAAACGGCGUUGAGAACGGCAGUCAGGAUGUUGAGAAAGAAGUCCUGCCCCCGGAGCAGGCCAGCUUCUUGGAAGCGCUGGGACUUCAGCACGUUUCUAAGGUGAAGUCUGGUCCCACAGACGAUGAGAUCCAUCAGGCCCACCUGGACAGCAUCAAGGUGAUCCACGUGGAGCCGCCAUCCUCCAGCCUUCCCCAGGAGCCGGCUUCAGCCUACCUGUCCGGAGGUCUGGGCCUGACUUUGGGGCUGGGUGUAAGUGGUCUGGCCCUCAGCUUCCCUCUGCUGGAGGGCUCCGGCUCCGCUUCCGCCCUGCAGGGCCUCUCCCAGAAAGACGCCUUGAGCCUGCUCUCCCUGCAGCCCUUCCAGACCGGCUUCCUCCUGCAGCCUGACGGGGGCGCCGCAACAGGUAGUGCGGCCUCGUCCGGAGUCAAACCCGGAGAGGCAGGUGGAGCCGGGAUCGUGGAGCUGGCAGACAUCCAGCAGAUCCUCAAAGUGGCGACGGCAGCUCCCAAUCAGAUGGGACUGACCCUCCCACCUCUGGCCAAAGCUCCAGGAUUCGCUGGAGGUCAAGGUCAAGUCCAGGGUCAGAAGGCGAUGCCUCCACUGAAGCCCAAACCUCCCAUCACCCCUCGCUCCAGCCUCACGGCGACGACUCCUCCCCCCCUCCAGAGCUCCCAGCAGGCCUCACUGGGCUGCAUCAGCCCCAGCCUGCCUCCUCCCACCCCGACUCUCUUCAAAACACCCUCCUCAUCCUCUUCAUCCUCCUCUUCAUCUGGGAACGGAGGGCAGUUGGACACGGAGUGUAUGGGUGACGCUCACACGCCUUUAUCUGAUUCGCCGCCAGCUGCUACCACAGCAGUACACGAGGAGGCGGGGCUUAGCGGGAGAAAGCCAGGAACCAAAGGGGGAAACAACGCCAACGCCGGCUCGGCUAAAGGCUCGUUCCCGUGCCGAUUCUGCGACCAGGUGUUUGCUUUCUCUGGCGUCCUGCAGGCUCACAUGCGCUUCCACCUCGGCAUCCUUCCCCACCAGUGCAACAUCUGCGACUACGUGGCUCCAGACAAAGCCACGCUGAUCCGACACCUGCGGACACACAGCGGCGAGCGACCGUACGUCUGCCGGGUCUGCCAUUAUCCUUUCACUGUCAAGGCCAACUGCGAGCGCCACCUCAGGAAGAAGCACGCCAAGACCUCGAGGAAGGAAAUCGAGAAAAACAUCAAAUAUGUCACCUCCACCACCACAGCGAACAUCGCCGCAGCAAUCACUGCUGCGACAACCACCACCACCCAGGACAUGGAGACGGGCAGCGCUGGAACCGAGACCACGUGCCGGUUUUGCGGCGAGGACCUGAAGACCUACCGGGCGCUGCAGAUCCACCUGCGCACGCACAACGGCUGCCAGAGGAAGCCGUUCGAGUGCCGCCGCUGUGGCGCUGCCUUCCUGGCCAAACGCAACUGCAUCCACCACCUGCUCAAGCAGCACCCCGAGGUGCAGGAGAGGGAGAUCGAAGACCAUAUCGCCACACUGCUGCCUGCCGCUGUUCCCGCCGCUACCGUCGCCUCUGGCCGAGCUGCUGCGGUGAGUCAGAUGGCGCUGAACGGGAUCGGUCAGCCUCCGAUUCAGGCGCUCCAAGCAGUGAAGGUGGAGGAGCUGGCUAACGUGAUUUAUCCUACAGAAAUGGACCAGCCGCUGGACUUCUCCGCCAAGGGUCGUGGAUCCGGCAGCCAGGCGGGGUCUCCUGGGGUCAAACUGGAGAGCGUUUCCCCCAGCUUCGACUGCUCCAUCCUGGACCAGCCCAUCGAUCUGUCCAUCCCCAGCAAGAGGCAGAGGAGGGAGGCGGUGAGCGCCGAAGAGAAGAGGGAGAUCAAGAUGGAGCAGAGCUGCAGCAGCAUCGUCGAGCAGCAGCAGCACGCUCUAGCUCUGUCCAAGGAGGAGAAGGCGGCGAACACCCUGCCUCCUCUGCACCCUCACCCCCAACUCGGCUGCUACCAGCUCCCCCCCGGAUCCACCCCGCCCCCCACCUCCCUCAACAACUCUACACGAGCCCAGCGCCUGAAACCCCUGCUCCCCAAACCAGCCUCCGCUACCUCCUCCACUGCCCUCAAGGAGCUCCCCCCUCUGGCCUCCAUCGCUCAGAUCAUCCACUCCGUCUCCGGCGCUCCAGACCUGCUGAAGAGAGAGGCUGCCGCCCUGGAAGGAAAACCCCAGGCGGUCGCCGCGUCCUCUCAGGUCGAUUCGGCUGCAGACGCCCCAGGACCCUCCGCUGUUCUGGAGACACAAAGUGACGACACGUCUGAGGGAUCCUCCCGAAAGCGGUCCAGGAAGAAGCCUGCUGCCCUGACAGUGAAGGAGAAGGCCGUUGUGAGCGGCGGUGGCAUCGACCUGGAGUCCAGCGGGGAGUUUGCCAGCGUGGAGAAGAUGUUGGCCACCACUGACGCCAACAAGUUCAGCACCUACCUGCAGACUGGAGCUGCAGACCUGGGAGGAAAGAGAGAUGUUGACAGAGCAGCAGGAGGAGGGGAGGAGAAGGAGGGAGGAGUCAAGGAGGAGGUGAAGCCGGCAGCGUCAUUGGUGGUGCCGCAGUCCAAAGGAAAGAAGAACGCCUACUCCAACUCGGUCCAGAAGAUGACCUGCCCCUUCUGCCCACGAGUGUUCCCGUGGGCCAGCUCUCUGCAGAGACACAUGCUGACGCACACCGGCCAAAAACCUUUCCCCUGUCCGAAGUGUGAUGCCUUUUUCUCCACCAAAUCUAACUGUGAGCGCCACCUGCUGAGGAAACACGGCGUGACGCACCGAACGCUGCGUCGCAACGGCGCCCUGGCCAAGAAAGACGGAGAUGAAGGCUCGCACGAGAGCGCAGAGAGUCAGUCAGAGACGGAGCAGGUCGCACCAGAAGCACAAGAUCUCAGCACCUCCGCAGACUCAGGCUCCGCCCCCACAUCAGAGAGCCCCGCCCCCUCAGAACAUCAGGAGGCGGGGUCAACAACACCAAGCCCCACCCACAAACCAAGCCAAGGUUGCAGUCCAGCUGCCAGCGGCGCAGAGCAGCCGGAGACGGAGACCGCAGAGCAGCCGGACCAGCAGGGGGCGCCAGAGACCAGCGCAGCACAGGGGAAACCGCCUCCACAGAGCAACAGCUCCAAGGUGGAGAGCGCAGACGAUGACGACUGCCACAGCAACAAAAGUCUGGACCUGAACUUCGGCAAAAAGCUAAUCGACUUCAAGCUGUCCACGUCCUCAGGCCCCGCUCAGGAAGAACAGCCCUCGCAACCUGCGUCCUCCUCCUCAUCCUCCACAUCCUCUACCUCUGCUCCGCAAGUAGCAACAGAGAGCCAAGAGAAGGAGAAAAGCGCUACAGCCUCCUCCUCCUCCUCCUCCUCCUCCAGCAGCCCCGUGGUGAAGCAGCAGCCGGAGUACAAACAUGUCUGCCGAGUGUGUAAUAAGAGCUUCCGCUACGCCACCACCCUCGCCCGCCACGAGAGGGCGCACCUCUCCGAGGAGACGCCAACUCCAGCGCCGGUGGAGGAGAACCCGCUGGCGAAAGAGGAGGCAGCGGAGAGCAACACCACCAAGCCGACAGAGGAGGAGAAAGAAGAGGAGCAGAAGAUGGAGAUGGAGGAGGAGGAAGGAGGAGUGAGGGGAGGUGAGAGCGAGGGAGGAGAGAGCGGGGAGUCAGAGGAGGAGGAGAAGGAGAAGGACGAGAGGAGCGACGAAGAAGCGUCCGAACCAAAGAGUUUAGAGGGAGGAGAGGCGUCAGGAAGACGAGUAGACAAGAGGAAGAAGAUCUGUAACGUCUGCGGCAAAAGAUUCUGGUCUCUGCAGGACCUGACGAGACACAUGAGGUCACACACAGGUGAGCGGCCCUACCAGUGUCAAACCUGCGAGCGGACUUUCACCCUGAAGCACAGCCUGGUUCGCCACCAGCGGAUCCACCUGAAGCCCCGAGGAGCCGACAGAGCCGCGGCCGGGACCGACGACGCCAGCGAGGACGGAGACUCCUGCACCCCGACCCCGACCUCCACCUGCCCGACCUCGGAGAAUGAGAGCGAGUGCGGCAGCGGCAGCGGCAGCGGCGCGGGGGCCAAGGAGCUGGAGGAGGAGGAGGACAUAAAAGAGGAGGGUGAGGAAGGUGACGGCGCAGAAUCAGCCACGCUGGAGGAAGAAAGCCCAGCAAAACAAGCGGAGUCUACUGCGGAUUCAGAACCACCAGCCACCGUCGCUUCUGAAGACCCGGACGCCGAGGAAAAAUCUGAACUUUCUGCAAACCCUGCGACACAACGACCUUCUGUUGACACGACUCCCGGCCCACAAGCUACUGACACGAAGACAACUACUAGUGACGACUCCUCAGCCAGCGACCUGACACCGGCGCCCGAAUCAAACAUCUCCAAAGACCCCUCCCCCUCAUCCUCCAGCUCUCUGCCAGAGGAGUCCGUGGCAGCCGCCCCCGCAGAGGGCUUCAUCCAGGGGCUGCUGGAGGUCCACGCCAAGCCGCCCCUGGAGCACAUCCUGCCCAACGGAGAGCCUCCUCUGGUGGGGGUAGACUGAGGGGAAGCUCCCCCCCGGCUGUCUAAACCAACGUCACCACAGUGCCAUACGACGGAGAGACGCUACACCAUUGAUGAUGAUGCAAAAACCAUCCCGGAAAACUUUUUUGAUAGAAAGAAAGACGAAAACCUCGUUUUCUUGAAGUGCCUUAACUACUAGUCCUACUUCUAAGAGAUGUUUUUUGCUAUAUCUUUAUCUGCAUUAUUACAGAGGAUGGAUCUAAUUUUUAUAGCUUUUUAUGAUGACAAUGAUUUGCAUUACUAUUUUUUUGUGCGGGGAAUCUAUAUUUCAGCAAUAAAAAGAAUAAAGUUAUGAUUUAUUAUUGUUCUAGAUUCUGUUUGAGAAUUGAUCAACUUAGGAGACGCAGAGAGAGACAGACAAAGACUGAGAAGGACUGUCGGCAUCUGCGUUUAUUCUUCUGUAUUUAAAUCACAGCUGGGCUCCGGCCACACAGCAGAGACUGAACAAUCCAGUUUUAAGAUUUGAACCAGCUUUGGAUUUGAGAGCGAGUGAGGAACUUGACUUUAUUUGUCCGCCAGCCACGGUGGCUUUCCAAAACUCACCAGCCACUUCUCCUGCUUGACCGGCCGUUUGGAUAUUUUUGGAUGAAAUCGAGCCCGGAGGUGAUGGCCGACAGGCUGCCGAAGUGGCUGGUCGGGCCCAGUUUUCACCAGCAAGCGAUGACUUCCACCGAUGGCUGGUAGUCGUCUCACUGUGUGACAAAGGAAGCUUUUUGUAACUGGAAAACACAGAAAGGUCGGCACCUCGUCGUCCUUUUGGCUCGCUUCCGCACCAACCCCCUUCUCUCGGCUGGCUCAGAAAACACACAAAAACAUUUACGAACUUGCCGAAGUCGCAGCAGAUUUCUGUGUGAGAAAGAAGUCUUGAAAGGGCAGAUAUAGUGUUGAUCAGUUUGUGUUCUCCAUGUUGUUGUUUUUUUUUUUUUAAACCCAUCACACUAUUGAUCCCUCAAAGCCACCCUGUGAGUUGGUUUGUGUGUUAAUAAUUUCUCAUUCAUAAUCAUUCUCAGUUGAUUCCAUGUUUGUACAGAGAGUUGAACAUGUGGCACGUGAUGCUAGAGUAUUGUCUGUCUGGUUUUUUUUGUUUUUUGUUUUUUUUUUUGCGUGUGUGCGUUUAUCAGUGACAUUUAGGUGUAGGGAGGGGAAUUCUUGUGUUUUGUGGAUUUUUUUUAAUAACUGAACAAAUCAAAAAACUUUUGUUGCGUGUGAAUGUGUGUGUGACUCCCACCUGUCUCUCAUCGUCACCCCCUAGUGUUCAUUUAGGGUUUAUUACAGGGCCUUCAGUGUGCUAACGCAUAUAUCGCCACUAACACGUGACCCAGGUUCAGUUUACCUCAACCUCUGCUUUUUAACUGCAACCAUUAAAACAACAAAUGAGCAGCUCUGUAGGCAACCCUUUAAAUCCUAUGUCUUCCUAAACAGGGCUAGCAGGGCUAAUUCUUUACUACCCUAGUUUCCACUGUGGGCCAAAUCAGAGCUAGCCAGGGCUAACUCGUUAGCAUGGCUUCAAAUACAGCUAGCCAAGGCUAACAUGUUUAAGUUGUUACUGGCUUAGCUUGCACAAUGACCCAAACAGAGCUAACGAUGGCUAACUCAGUAUCAACAACAGUGUAAAAUAGAAAUAGCAAGGGCUAAGUCUGGCACACACACAAGAAAAACAGCGCUUACUCAUUAGCUUAGUUUUCACCACAGCUUAUAAAAGGGCUAAUACUAGCUAGCUGUAGUUAUUAGCCUGUGUUGGCUAAACAGACAUCAGGCGCAGUGUCACACACAAGCUAGCAAGGGCUAACAGACCAGAGCAGGCAAGAUAACCAAGUUACCAAUGCCUUAACCUGUUUCCUUAAUUUCUCUGGUAUGUUCAGUUUGCCCUAGCUAGCUCUUAUCAUUAGCCUGAGCUUUGCAUAGUGGGCCCGUCGGCGUUAACCACAUGCUCAAAAUACAUGCUAACUAGGGCUAACUGACUAGAGCAGACAAGUUAACCGAGCUACCAAUGGAUUAGCUCAGUUAACUAGUGUGGUAUGGUCAAUUAGCUCAAGCUAGCUCUAACCACGAGACUGAGAUUUGCUUAGUAGGCCCUAAGACAUCAACCACAGAGUUAAAAACACAUGCUAGCUAGGGCUAACUGACCGGACCAGACAAGUUAAUCAAGCGAACGCAUCACUAUGUUUGUUAACAGCAUUUCUAGCUAAUAGCAGGUCUAGCUAGUCUCCUUCCAGUAUUAUCUCAGUAUCUUGAAUUGGCCCUGGACCGCUUUAGUACUGUUUGUCCCUAUUUAGCCCUGUCUUCUCCUAUGUGAAAAUCCAGAUGAGGACUUGUCCCUCUUUCCUGUUCCAGUCUAUCAGUCGAACACCUAAACUGAAUGGUCAAACUCUGUGUUGAUUUAUCAUCACAGAGGUUAUCAGAUAUCUGAAGACACGUAGUUAUGAAUUCGGACGUAGAGACAAUCGGUUGUAAUUUUCAAAUGGAAAACAGAUACAUUUUUUAAACUAAACCCCUCAGUUGAACCUCAGUAUGAUUUCCAGAAUGAGCUAGAUGACUGGCUGAAAGGGAUGGAUGGACAGAUGGAUGGAUGGAUGGGUAGGUUGGGGGGGGGUGUGAGUCAACUGUAUUACCCUGCUGCACUCACAAACAGAAGUAAAAGGGCUAAUUCCACCUCCUCGCACCAACAGAACCGGACAUUUCCACAACAGAAAAGGACGGUGAAGUUUGGAUCACUUAGUGAUCCCUAUAUCGCGACCAGAGGGGACGGGGUAGUGUGUAUGUUUAUUUUCCUUUUUCGUGUGAAGAUGAAUAUAGCUAAUUUUUCUUCUUGUACGUUUUCGUCUCUGUUUUUUUUAUAUAUAUAUAUAUCAAGCAACCUCAUAAUCAAAACGAAUCGAACCUCUGGCUCAUAACGGAACUGUAAGGCAACGGCGACGGUCAGUCAUUGAGUCGCUCAAAAGGAAGCGAGAAAUAUUGAACAACCACAACUGGACUGACUGACUGACUGGACGCUGCUGUGAACUGGCACUAACAACUUCCAAAACUACUACUACUACUUCUACUACUAGUACUACUACAGUGGAAUAUUGCAACACAAUCAAGAGAGCGAGAGAGUGAGAGAGUUUCUGCUGGCUGGUCAGGUUCAGGACUCCUGAAAGAGUCCCAGCACUUAGCAGGAGCGUGUUUGAAGACUAUUUUCCCUCGAUUCAGAAUAAUACUUCAGUUUCUCCAAUGUAGAGCGUCUUUACCUCUUCAGUCCAAAUGAACCCAAGGACUCCCGAAAAUCAACUCCCAAGGUAUUUGUUUUGAUCGAAAGUGAACACAAGGAUGAUCUAAUGUGUCUUGUAUGCAUUGCUUCAACACUUCCUUCCUCCAUCUUUGUUGGCGGCUAAUGCCUCGUGCAAAGCGGUGCAAAAAAACAACGGUAAAAGUUACGGAGGAGCUGAAAGUUAAAUAUAGAUAUUUCUCAUUGCAGAAUGAGCAUCUAUGUCUAGUGUUUUUGGGGGGGUUUCAUGUUUGGAGCAGAGUGGAUCGGAGCACUGACAGGCAACCUCGCUAGCUGUCAUUCGUUAGCUUGGUUGCUAAGGGAACAAUAAGUUCACGCAGCUUACUUAAGGAAGGUUCUUGCACCAUUAACUGCUGAUUCAUAACCGCCUACAAACCAUGGGGCUUUUGCAGAGCAGUUUGUACUCCGACUGAGGAGGGUUUUUAAAAAGGGGUUUUGUUUUGUGACUGUGCCUUUACACUCCUGUCCUCCCUUAGUGUACGUGAAAUAAAUUAAUCACGCAACCCCCAAAACUUAAAUCCGUUCCAGCGCUGACAUCUGCUGGUGAAAGCAGGCUACUACAAGAUGGCUUAUCUGCUUAAUGGCCUUCACACAAACAAAGUGCUUUCCAUUAACGACUUGCAUCAUAACUAUGAGCUACUGAGUCCUAAUUUUUAAUUGAAAUUAUGAGUUAUUAAUUCAGAUUUUUAUUUUCCAUAUCUGUGAAGAAACUCUCUCUUUCUCUCUCUCAACUGUUUAAUGUUUUGUUAGCUCUAUCUGUACAUCCCUCUCCCUCGGGUAUAUGCGUUAAUGUACGUCUGACUGUGUGUGUGUGUGUGUGCACGGCCAUAUGAAUACUGGACUUCCAUUCGAAUGCACGUGGACUGUUUUUAAAUGUAUUUAUUUGGAGCCCAGGUGUGUGUGUUUGUGUUUGUGUGUGUGUGUGUGGGUGCGAGUUAGUUUCUACAAUGACUUGAGAAGAAGCCAUGUAUUAAAAAUAUCACAUUUAUGCUGCAGAACUGUUUUGAGGAACUGAUGGUUUGUGUUGUGGACUAUCCGGCUUGCCGUGAGGCACGGUGUGCCGGGUGCGAAUCGGAUUAGCAAUAAGAAUCCUCUGAAUCCAAAAAGCUUUAUGUAGAUCUCCUGUAUAUGAGUUGAAAACAGACUGUCUGGGUCUCUUGGUUCUGUUGUUUUAUUUGUAGUUUGGCAGAUUUUUGUUGUGUUUUAUUUUUUUCUCUCUAUGACAUAUAAAUGCAUAUAAAACUGUGAAAAUUCAUUGUGUUCAGUUAAAGGGUGAGUUUUAGGUUAGUUUUUUUUUUGCAUGUUAAUCUAAUUUGUUCAAUUAUGGAUGAUUUCUCCUUUCUCCAUCUCUUCUCACCUACACACACACACACGUAUAUAUAUAUAUAUAAAUAUAAAAUAUAUAUAAUCUCGCUCUCAGGGUCUUUCACAAAUCCAUUAUUCGAAAUGCUUCAUGUUCUUAUUUCCUGAGUUGCAACUUGUUCUUUCCAAGUCCUGAUUAUUUUGUCUUUUUUUUUUUUAAAUACUGAUUCAGAACUGUCAAUCACUACAUUUAGCACUUGACUGUGAACUCGUCAUCACCUAACAGAUUAAAGAUGUCGUUGGUUUUUUGGUGUUUUAAAGCCGGAAUACUGUUGACAUCUUCGCUCCGUUCUCCCCUCUCGCUCGGACA